Triticum urartu is the source of this 1660-nucleotide messenger RNA. The record is from RefSeq and is a predicted model, not a curated record. Lineage: Eukaryota; Viridiplantae; Streptophyta; Magnoliopsida; Poales; Poaceae.
GCAAUUAUUUCACUUCAUCCCGUAAUUGCUUUUUGGGAGGGAGAGCCUUGACCCUCUCUUUAUAUCACCCCUCCUCCUGCACAUUGCUCUCCACACACGCUACGGCUAGCUGCUGAUUGCUUUGCUAUCUCUCUCUCCUGCGCACAUCCCACAUCAACCCGCUACGCCUUGGGUCACCUCAACGCCCUCGAGGCAGGGGGGUUCACGGCGCCCGAGGAUGGACACCGCCAUAGGCGCGGCCAAGUGGGUGCUGGGCAAGGCACUGGCCCCGGUCACAGAUGGCUUGCUAGAGUCCUGGGCGGCUAGUGCCGAUCUAGAUCGCAACAUCGACGCCCUCAAGAUGGAGCUACUGUAUGCACAUGGGAUGCUCGAGAACGUGCAGGGCAGGGGCAUCCAUGGCGUCGCGCUCAAGGAGCUCCUGCGCAAGCUGCAGCAGCUCGCGUACGGGGCUGAUGAUGUGCUGGAUGAGCUGGAGUACUUCCGCAUCCAGGACUCACUUAAAGGAACCUACCAUGCCGCCGGUGUGAACGAUGUGGGUUGCAUCCAAGGCAUCCGCACCAAUAUUGAACACACGGCGAGGCAUGCCAUCAGCAAACUCAAGUGCCUCCCGUGCUUGGGUGCUGCUAGCCGUGGUGGUGACCAAGAAAUUGAUCCAGGUGAUCACCAAGAUUAUGACCUCUUAGGCAUACGCUUGCGUGGCAGGCGGGGCAUCGGCUCCUCGCCAUUGACACCCACCAACAAGGCAGGUGUCAAUAAAGUUGAUGGUGGAUGCAUGCCCAGGGUCAUCUCAAGUGCUCGCAACGCUGCCCACACUUUCGGUUUCCCUUUUUCUCUUCUUGAUUGGUGGUACAUCAUCAGCCUCGUAGAAGUCUCUCUGUUUGCAAAGUGUAGUUCGUUCUCAGGCACUCAUCAGUUUUUGCCAGUGCAAGCACCAAUGUAUCAUCAUUCAUCCAUCAUGUGCGAUUUUAUCUUCUUUGCAGUGCAGCAAGUUUCAGAGACAAUUCCAGUAAAGUCAAAUCUGACAAAACCAAGGACGUGGCACAGAUCUCAACAAGCUAAAUUCUGGACGCGUGGUGGAGAUAAGAGGGUGCCUAUGCACCCGGGUUCUAAAAAGCCACUCCCCGUCCACAAUGCUGAUCACUUGACCAUUUCCCCCUGCCACACGAGCUGUGAGGAGGGCAAUAUGUCGAGGGAGGAGGGCAAGAUGUCGAGGGCGAUGAAAACCUACUCUCUGAGAAUCUCCUCCGCCUCCUCCAGCAGCCGUCCUCACUCCCCCGUGCCUCCCUCAUCUGCAAGCGCCAACAUCGCAUCAAUUUCAGAAUUUUCAGUCCGCCUCAUGGACGGUCCUCCCACGCCCGAUGGCCAUGAGGUGCACACGGUGCAUUGGGCCAUGCCUUCUUUGCACCGGUGCUUGUCAAAUAUAGGUGGAAAACUUGACAUGGAGGAGCCACAGAGGUUUGCAGAAUAUGUUUCUAGGUUGGUCCUUGAGAGGGAGACUGAAGCAAACUGCAACAUGUUUCAGGCGAAUGGUGUUGUGAAGAAACUGGAGAAGGACGAGUCGCUGGACUGGGACAAGUACAUCAAGGAGAACAACAAAAUGCUUAGAGUGUUGAUUAUAAGUUCACUGAUUUUGCGCCCGGCCAAAUUUGGAGGAUCAUGA